Messenger RNA from Nipponia nippon (crested ibis), 2673 nucleotides. Lineage: Eukaryota; Metazoa; Chordata; Aves; Pelecaniformes; Threskiornithidae. The record is from RefSeq and is a predicted model, not a curated record.
AUGGGAUUAUCACCUCUGCCUUACAUCCCAGGUUCAUUCAGCUUUACCAGGGCGGUUGAUGCCUCUUCUUGCUGUCUUCCUAAGAAGCUCCAAAACACUAGAAACGACAUGCAGAAGGAACGUAACUUGAAAGAACUCCUUAAAGAACUGCCCGAUGCUCAUUACUGCCUGCUGAAGUAUCUGUGCCAGUUCCUGAUAAAGGUUGCUGAACAUCAUGUAGAGAACAGGAUGAACCUUUGCAAUCUUGCCACUGUAUUUGGACCAAACUGCUUUCAUGUGCCCUCUGGAUUUGAAGGUAUAAAAGAACAGGAGAUCUGCAAUAAGAUAAUGACAAAAAUGCUGGAAAACUACAAUACCUUGUUUGAAUUAGAAGGUUUGAAGAAGGAUGAAGAAAAGCCUGUGUGUGAAGAGCUAGCAAGAAUUAUUUUGGUAAAAAUGACAAAGUCCACAAUGGAAGGAUCCAGCCAAACGUGCCUAGUGCCACAACCAGGCCUGUCAGAUGGAAUACCUCAGGUCAGCCUCCGAUUAACAGAUGGUGGUUCGUGUUGGAAGGAGAUAGAUUUAACAGAUGAAAUUUCCUUCAUUAACAGUGAUGCAUUUUUCUCCAGCUCCCAAGAAGACGAGCGGCCUAUGUCACCCUUCUACGUGAGUGCCCACGUAUCACAAGUCAGUAGUAACAUUCCCGCUACAGGAGAGUAUUUAGAGAAGACAAUCCGCUCAGCCGUGGAGCAGCAUCUCUUUGAUGUUCAUGGCUCAGGCGGCCAGAGUUCAGAGGACUCUGAAUCGGGAACGUCUUCAGCCUCUUCUAAUGUGUCUGCCAGGCAGAGGAGGCGACACCACAAAGAGCAGGAGGAAGCCCGGAGAAACAGAGACAUGGAAGUCGUCAACAAAGAAAACAUUCCCUCUGGAUUCAGCAAUCUUGAAGACUGUAUUAUAGCUGCUCAAGAAGUAGAAAAAUUACAAGACAACAGCUCCGGAUAUCUUAGUGAAAGGAAUAAACCAAAAAGGCAGAAAUCCAGCACCAAGCUUUCAGAGCUUAAUGACAACCAGGACAGUCCUGUGAGUAUGGAAAGCUUUAGCUCAUCCAGGCCUAUAGACAGAACAGGACCUGAUGACAUGGAAAUUUUAUCUGAAGAAAGCAAAGAAAGUGAAAACGAUGAGGUUUUUUUCAGGCACUCUCAGCUGACUUCAAGUAUGAAGAUUCAAGAGCAUCCAGGCAUUCACAAGUUGCAAAGGAAUCAAGAUGCUGAUGAUCAGGAAAACAGCUUUGUGUCAGAAGUGCCUCGGCUGGAUUUGACAGCGCUGUGUGAUGACAACAACUGGGAAGAGCCCAUCCCUGCUCUUUCCUCAUGGCAGCGAGACGGCUUAGACUCAGAUGAGGCUCGCCUUUCCCCGCAGGCCGGUCGCUUAAUUCGCCAGCUUCUGGAUGAGGACAGUGAUCCUAUGCUGUCCCCUCGCUUCUAUGCCUAUGGACAGAGCCAACAGUACCUGGAUGAUACAGAAGUGCCUCCUUCCCCUCCCAAUUCUCAUUCCUUCAUGAGGAGGCGGAGUUCAUCUUUGGGAUCUUAUGAAGAUGACAGAGAGGACCUUACCCCUGCACAACUCACCCGGAGGAUUCAGGGACUGAAGAAAAAGAUCAGGAGAUUUGAGGACAAAUUCGAAGAGGAGAGGAAAUACAGACCUUCCCACAGUGACAAAGCAGCCAACCCUGAAGUGCUCAAAUGGACAAAUGAUUUAGCCAAAUUCCGAAAGCAACUUAAAGAGUCAAAACUGAAGAUAUCGGAGGAAGACCUUGGCCCUGUUGUGCGUCAGCGGAGCAACACGCUCCCCAAGAGCUUCGGCUCUCAGCUCGAAAAGGACGAUGACAAGAAGCAAGACCUGUCAGAUAAAUCUGCCAAGCCUGCUGUGGAAGCGACCCUUGAUUCUAUCCAGAAGAAGCUUCAAGAAAAACGAACAGAGACAAACCGACCUGAAGAUAUUAAGGACAUGACAAGAGAUCAGAUAGCAGCUGAAAAAGUGGCUCUUCAAAAAGCUUUGCUGUAUUACGAAAGCAUUCAUGGCAGACCGGUUACCAAAAAUGAACGACAGGUGAUGAAGCCAUUGUAUGACAGGUAUCGCUUGGUCAAGCAGAUCCUCUCCAGAGCCAACACCAUCCCUAUCAUUGGUUCCCCCUCCAGCAAGCGGAGAAGCCCUUUGCUGCAGCCAAUUAUCGAGGGCGAAACUGCUUCCUUCUUCAAGGAGAUAAAGGAGGAAGAGGAGGGGUCCGAGGAGGACAGCAACGUGAAGCCAGAUUUCACAAUUACCAUGAAAACAGAUUUCAACGUGCGUAGCUUCUUGGAUCAGCUAGAAGAUGAUGCUGACGGCUUUGUUUCCCCGGUGGAUGAUAAGAUGCCAUCUAGGAGCAAUCAGGAUAUGGGGCUUUCAAAUCUCCAUGAAGCAUCCAUCCCUGAACUCUUAGAGCAGCUCCAAGAAGUCAGGGAAGAGAAAAAGCGAAUCAGGAAAAAAUUGAGAGACUUUGAAGAUAAUUUUUUCCGACAAAAUGGAAGGAACGUGCAGAAAGACGACCGCACUCCUAUGGCUGAAGAAUACAAUGAAUACAAGCAGAUUAAGGCCAAGCUGAGGCUGCUGGAGGUCCUGAUCAGUAAAAGAGAUAUUAGUUCCAAGAUCAUGUAA